AUGGUAUACCAGGUGCAGCUACACACUGCUUCCAGUGCAAGUUGCAAGCUUCAUAUCUUUGAUACAAGUUGUGGAAUUCAUGUGUGGCACUAUUUAGGAUGCGAUUUCCAAGCUCUGUGUUGCUUCCGAUACAAGCUACAGGCCUCGGACAUGGUCUCCGUUGCAAGUUGCGAAAUUCCAUAUCACUUCAGGAGCAAGCUGGAUAGCCGAUCGAGACCUGUCACCUUGUCACUAUGGUCCCCUGUCACCCUGCUAGCCUGUCACCUUGUCACUAUGGUCCCCUGUCACCCUGCUAGCCUGUCACCUUGUCACCUGUAUUCCUGUCACCUUGUCACUAUGUCCCCCUGUCACCCUGCUACCCUGUCACCUUGUCACUAUGUCCCCCUGCCACCCUGCUACCCUGUCACCUUGUCACUAUGUCCCCCCUGUCACCCUGCUACCCUGUCACCUUGUCACUAUGUCCCCCUGUCACCCUGCUACCCUGUCACCUUGUCACUAUGUCCCCCUGUCACCCUGCUAGCCUGUCACCUUGUCACUAUGGUCCCCUGUCACCCUGCUAGCCUGUCACCUUGUCACCUUGUAUUCCUGCCACCUUGUCACUAUGCCCCCCUGUCACCCUGCUACCCUGUCACCUUGUCACUAUGUCCCCCUGCCACCCUGCUACCCUGUCACCUUGUCCACUAUGUCCCCCUGCCACCCUGCUACCCUGUCACCUUGUCACCUUGUAUUCCUGCCACCUUGUCACUAUGUCCCCCUGUCACCCUGCUACCUGUCACCUUGUCACCUUGUAUUCCUGCCACCUUGUCACUAUGUCCCCCUGCCACCCUGCUACCCUGUCACCUGUCACUAUGUCCCCCUGUCACCCUGCUACCUGUCACCUUGUCCCCCUGCCACCCUGCUACCCUGUCACCUUGUCACCUUGUCCCCCUGCCACCCUGCUACCCUGUCACCUUGUCACCUUGUAUUCCUGCCACCUUGUCACUAUGUCCCCCUGCCACCCUGCUACCCUGUCACCUUGUCCCCCUGCCACCCUGCUACCCUGUCACCUUCCCUGUCACCUUGUCACUAUGGUCCCCUGUCACCCUGCUACCUGUCACCUUGUCACCUUGUAUUCCUGCCACCUUGUCACUAUGUCCCCCUGUCACCCUGCUACCUGUCACCUUGUCACUAUGGUCCCCUGUCACCCUGCUACCUGUCACCUUGUCACUAUGGUCCCCUGUCACCCUGCUAGCCUGUCACCUUGUCACCUUGUAUUCCUGCCACCUUGUCACUAUGUCCCCCUGUCACCCUGCUACCCUGUCACCUUGUCACCUUGUAUUCCUGCCACCUUGUCACUAUGUCCCCCUGUCACCCUGCUAG
Messenger RNA from Penaeus indicus, 1359 nucleotides. RefSeq names its product mucin-2-like. Bases 1 to 1359 code for a protein of 452 amino acids. The record is from RefSeq and is a predicted model, not a curated record. Lineage: Eukaryota; Metazoa; Arthropoda; Malacostraca; Decapoda; Penaeidae. The transcript is spliced from 4 exons.